Molecule: messenger RNA, 3137 nt
Organism: Periophthalmus magnuspinnatus
Lineage: Eukaryota; Metazoa; Chordata; Actinopteri; Gobiiformes; Gobiidae
Product: A-kinase anchor protein 7-like
Exons: 11
Coding region: 1-1332 (443 amino acids)
Cellular component (GO): cytosol
Molecular function (GO): protein kinase A regulatory subunit binding
Source: RefSeq, a predicted model, not a curated record
AUGAGCCUCUACCGUCACUGUUCGGCAGGUGGCACCAUUGCGUUUUCUCCCACCGCAAGCUCUAAAAACAACGAGGUAGAAACCGGAAGUAAGACUUAUCCAUUGAUGUUAGACAUGUUACCUGCAACUGUCACAACAAGUAAAGACAUGACAGCACUUCCUACAGAGGAGGAAGAGGAUGAUGACGGUGGAGGAGAUGCAGCUGUUGACCAGAAAUGUCAAACUAAAGGUCUAAAGGAUAAGAAGACUAGAAGGAGGAUGUGGAGGGAAAAGAAAAAACUAAAGAAAAAUAUGAAGUCAGAUGAACCGCUGGACACUCUCAUGUCUGAGCUUCCAUUUGCUUUGACAAGCCCAACAUCAUGGAAGGAGUUGGGAUUUACUAGCACAAAUCAAAAACUAAAGAAAAGAAAGAGGGGAGAAAUUGGAGAGCGAGCAGACAGUGAAGAAGACACUAGCAAAAAGAAGAAAAAGAAGGAAAGUAAAAGACCAAACUACUUUCUCUCCAUCCGCAUCACUAACCCACAGAUAAGCUCUGCAGUGGCGGAGGUCCAACAGGCAGUUCUUCAGCAGGAGCCCAAACUGUCCAAAGCCAUGAUCCCAAUCCCCUCUCUGCACAUAACAUUAUUAGUCGCUCAUCUCGCUAACCAGGAGCAAGUUGACCUGGCGGCGACCGUGCUGGCCGCGGUCGAGCCGUCAUUGGCUGAGCUGCUGGGUGGGCAGAGCCUUGUGCUGCCAUUCUCCGGCAUCGGUCAUUUCAGGAAGGAGGUGGUGUUUAUUGGGCUGGCCCCUGGAGAACACAGACAUACACUGCACAGCUUGGCAGAGUUGUUACGCAGUCGUUUUGAGGAGCAGGGUCUUCUUCAGGGAGACUGCCGUGGGUUUGAGCCUCACCUCACCAUUAUGAAGCUGUCCCGUGCAUCUAAACUCAAAGCACAGGGUAUUAAACGUGUGGACCCAUCGCUUUACUCUAACUACUCAGAAAGAUUUUUUGGAGACCAGCCGGUUGAGAGAGUUGAUCUUUGUUCCAUGUUGAAAAAAAAGCAACAGGAUGGAUACUACUACACGGAGACCUCACUGCAACUUGAUUUGACUCAGCGACCACUCCAUACCAAACGCUCAAGUGGGCAUCGGUCUGAGCCAGACGAGGCAGAGCUUCUGAGGGUCAGUAAACGAUUGGUCGAAGAUGCCAUCAAUCGGGCGUUGCAGCAAUACAAACAGGAAACGCUUCAGAACGGGGGCGGACCUAACGCCACGGCGAUGCAGUCUCCGGGAAACAACGAGGAUACAAAAACAGACACUACAGCUAACUCCACCUCUGACCACAGGAAGUGACAUCACCGGACUGAGGAACUAAGACUGAUCAAGCCACCUCUUGGAGAUGUCAAGCUGGAGACAAGGCAACAAAGCCCUGGGCACUAGCCCGGACCAGUUAUGUGCGCUCAGUGUGGUUCAAAGAUAACCUAGCAAUAGCCACUUCACAAUGGCUAAUCUAUGAUGCUACUACUAGCUCUCAGUGCUGGUAAACACAGUGUAGCUUGAAAUCAAUGCUAGGUGACUUGUUGACAUUAACAUCAGACAACAAGACGUUUCCCUCAAUCCUGGUGCACUUUUGUUUGUGCACUUCACCAAGCACUCCUAGAUAUAGACACCCCCCGAGGGUUCACUGUGACCUGCCUCUCACAAACUGCCCUUUUAGAAGAAAAAAAAACUACAGCUGUUUAAACUUUCUAAGAUCUUCUUAAUAUGUUUUCAAGAUAUGUGUGUGGUUUAUUUUCAGAAAAGGAAUUGAAAAGAAUAAGUUACUAUGACUUGUGUGGGCCUAUGCUGGCGUAUUUAUGUUUAUUAACUACAGCUGUUUGAUUUUUGAUUACCUAAGCUUACGUUCGAUGAUUUCAACUACACAUUGCUUGUAAUUUUGCUUUUCCUCUGCAACAGCAUUAACCGUGACAAUCACGACAGCCCUUUUCACAACCAUUUUUCUAUUAAAAUAUCAGUUUCUAUUUCCAUAAAGUUAAGGAGGCGGUAGACACUAAAUUAGCAAGUCAUUCUCAAAACACUAUGAGUUGUGAAGAUGGUUUUUCCAUGUUGCCAAAUCCUUUCAGUAUAAUGUUUUUCGUUACAAUAGCUAAUUAAUAACAAAUUAACUUGAAUGAAUUAAAUCAAACCAUUUCUUUGUACUAAGUUAAAGGUGCAUUAUGUAACUUUUCUGAUGGGGGGGCUGUUAGCUGCUUGAAAUGCGAUUGCUUUGAAUGUGAUGUUCCACAGUAUGACCUUAAAUUUAGCUAUCUUGUAUUUACUCAGUUAUGUUUUAAUGCUAACAUAUUAAUUGGAAAAGAUUACGGUGAGAGUUGGGUCAGCUCUCCACAGAUCUGAACUGUAACUUUGCUUAGUGGCUAGGCCUGCUUGUCUCCAUGGAUAUAGCUAUGUUUAAUGCCAUGCUGUGGAGUGUCCCAAGCAAAGUGAUAACAUUUUCAUAAAGGUAAGAAGUAGCUCACCCUCCACCAAAAAAACAAGCAAACAUUGUACUUUUAAUUUGAAAUGCUAUAAGAUCUAAGUAUUGUAGGCUGGAUGAGAGCGUUGGAUGAGAGAGUUACAUGCAGCGAAUGCCAAGUACAGCACAGACAGUAUUCAUGUGGGGAUGCUAAUGUGACUGAGGUUAAUCCUUCACAAUAGCUGCGAGUGCUUCAUUUUUCAGGGUCUUCCAUCCAGCGUGUCCACCUCCUCAUUAUGUCUCUGGCCUCUGCGUGCUGCCAAGUGAAAAGCUAAUGCUUUAAAUCCACUAAAGACACCGAAAGCUGACUCAUAUAAGCAUGUUUUAACUCACAAUGGAUUUUAUUGAUAUCGAAUGUGAAGGUUUUUUUAUUUAGCGAGAAAAGCACAAUUAUCUUUGGUUUUAUAACUGUCCUUUUUAUUUAAUUUUUUUUUUCCAAGGCAGGUAAUUCUAGAUGCUGUUGCUGAAUCACCUCUGAUCAAAGUGGCCUUCACUCCGUCACAAAAAAAUUGAGGAUUUUGUUUUGCUUUUCCAAGAAGUGCUUCAUAUGAGGACAUCCAUGUCAUGUCUAAUAGUUAAAGAAGCUCAUUGUCUUUUAUUGUGUGAGUGGUGAGAAUCUAUAAUCAUAAAAGUCAUAAUUGCCAAA